Cylindrotheca closterium is the source of this 507-nucleotide messenger RNA. NCBI's taxonomy places the organism in Eukaryota, Bacillariophyta, Bacillariophyceae, Bacillariales, Bacillariaceae. The record is from the annotation of a GenBank genome assembly.
AUGUCAACAGCAGCAUCAAGAUCCCUUCGGCUUGGCCUCAGAAAAUUUGCCCCUGACACUAGAUUCGGCUUGAGAAAUGUCACCAGCACAAGUUUCGUUCACGUUCCAACGAACUCUGUCUUAGAAAAUUCAAGUAUGAUUUCAUCACAUGAAUUGCGUCUUCAGAAGUCCAAUCAACAGCCCAAAGUCACCUACAGAUCUUUCUCCACCUCCGAUCUAUCCGACAAAAUUUCUUCAAUCGUCAGUGAAAACAAGGUCGUUGUGUUUUCCAAGACUUACUGCCCCUUCUGUUCAGCAACGAAGCAGCUUUUUAAAGGAAUGGGUGUUGAUGCAGAAGUCAUUGAAUUGGACGAAAUGGCCAAUGGAGGUGCAAUGCAAGCUGCCCUGACGAAGCUCUCUGGGCAGCGAACCGUCCCUAAUGUGUUCAUCAAUGGGGAACAUCUAGGAGGAAAUGAUGAUACCCAAGCUGCAAAACGAUCCGGAAAGUUGGAAGCAAUGUUGAAAUAA